AUGGCUAAUGGUCCGGGAAAUUUGUUCGUUUUGUUGGGUUUGGGAAUAGCUGGGAUACUGCUAAUCACCAAGAAGCUGAAAAAGGCUGUGAAACCGGAUUUCGGGGCUUUUGUUGGGAGGCUACAGCUUUUGCCGCCACCUCCUCCUCCUCCUCCCAAGGCCCCUCAUCCGCUCACCGGCCUGACCUUCGCCGUGUCUGACGUGUUUGAUAUUGAGGGCUCCAUAACUGGAUUUGGCAAUUUGGACUGGGCAAAGACGCAUGAGCCUGCAUCCCGGACAUCUUCUUCUGUAACUGCUCUGGUUGAAGGAGGUGCCUCGUGUACUGGCAAAACAGUCAUAGAUGACAUGGCAUUCGGCAUCAGUGGAGAUAAUAAGCAUUAUGAAGCACCAACAAAUCCCACUGCUCCUGCAAGAUUUCCUGGAGGAUCCUCUAGCGGUGCUGCUGUAGCAGUUGCUGCUAGUUUUGUUGAUUUUGCAUUGGGCAUAGACACAGUUGGUGGUGUGAGAAUUCCUGCUGCGUAUUGUGGAAUUUUAGGAUUUAGGCCCUCCUAUGGGACCAUUCCUCAAUUGGGAGUAAUUCCUGUCGCUUCUAGUCUUGACACCAUUGGCUGGUUUGCAAAAGAUCCAAAUGUAUUACGCCUGGUGGGACAUGUGCUGCUUCAGGUUCCUUUUGCUGCCCAGCGUAAUCCCAGGAACUUCAUAGUAGCUGAUGAUUGUUUUUCCUUAUUAAGUUCCUCAGCUGAUCGGAUUACACGGGCUGUGGUAAAAUCCAUUGAGGAGAAGUUUGGAAGACAAGUGCUAAAGCGUGAGAAUCUCGGUGACUAUUUGCGUUCUAAGGUUCCAAGCUUGAAAGCUUUUCAGAGGGAAAAGUCCAACGGUGAACUGAAGUCCUCCUUUUUGCGGCAGUUAGCUGAUGUCAUGCAGAUGCUGCGGCGGUAUGAGUUUAAACAAAAUCAUUUGGACUGGAUCAACUCAGUGAAGCCUACUCUAGAUCCUAUCAUUUUGGCUCAGUUAAGCCAAGAUUCAUGCACUAUGGAAACUGAGAUCGAUAACUGCCAUGCUCUGAGGAGUGAAAUUCGAACAGCUCUGAGUCUCCUUUUGAAGGAUGACGGGAUAUUGGUGAUUCCAACGACUUCUGAGCCUCCUCCGAAAGCUGGUGCAAAGGAAGUUUUGUCUGAGGAUUACCAGUUGCGCACAUUGACCCUAACAAGCUUAGCGAGCAUGUCCGGUUGCUGCCAGGUGGUUGUGCCAUUGGGGUUGCAUGACAAAUGUCCAGUUUCAGUUUCCUUGAUAGCAAAACAUGGGGGCGAUCGUUUCUUACUCGAUACAGUUCAUACGAUGUAUGGUGUUCUCCAGGAACAGGCUAGUAUGGCCGCAACUGUAAAACCAUCUAAAGAAACUCUUAACCAGGAAGCAGCUGAGAUAGCAAAAGAGAAGGGCAACCAGGCAUUCAAGGAGAAGCAGUUUCAGAGGGCAAUUGGUUUCUACUCUGAAGCUAUCAAGCUAAAUAGUAAAAAUGCUACAUACUACAGUAACAGAGCUGCUGCAUAUUUGGAAUUUGGAAGCUUCAACAAGGCCGAGGAAGAUUGUACCAGGGCCAUAGAUCUUGACAGGAAGAAUGUGAAGGCAUAUUUACGGAGAGGUACAGCACGGGAAAUGCUAGGCUAUUACAGAGAAGCAGUUGAAGCUACUUUUCGAGUCCUCACACCCUUUCCUUCUUCUGCAUCUCUACGGUUCCACCGGUGCUGUUCUUCUGCUCCCGUCGUUGAAGACAGUGCGACAACCGCCUCCGUCCUGGAAUCGACUCUGAAUUCAAAUUCCCACCCAUGGCCUGAAUGGGUUGCCUUUGUUGAUAGGUUGAAGUCGAAAGGGUACAUUUCCCACGGAGUAUCUGCGGCGGAGGAAAAUGCCGGCAGUGAUGAUGAUGGUGCUGGUGCUGGCGGUAGCGGUGCUGGAGGAGUUCUUUAUACCGACAUGAAUAUAUUGAAGGAUGCUUGCCUCCACUUUGCUCGUCACCGUUAUGAUAUUAUCAAGUUGUUAGGUCGAGAGGAAAUGCAGAGUCUCGUAGGAAAGGGUUGUCCUAAUCUUCUCAGGAAGGGGGUGAAUUCAGCCAAACGGUUGCGAGCAUAUCUGGGACUUGAUGAAGGACAAGUAUGCAGUGCCUGUGUUCUUCGAGGAUCAUGUGAUAGAGCUAAUUUAACAUUGAACGAAUCUGAAGGUGCAGCAAGAACUGCUGAUCUUGUCCGUCUCUUGUUGCUCUAUGCCUUAGAUCCGCUUGUUAUAAAUGGGGGAACAAAGUACGAAGACAGAAAGUUGGUUGAAGUGUCUGCAAGAAACUUGCUAUGGGAGUUGACUGCACUAAGCGAAACAAUUCCUCCACCUGAUGUCCCCGAGCCUCCUGUCAAAGUUACUCUGAAAAAGAAGUCUGUUAGCUUUGUAAGGGAUGGCGUUUCCUCUGAUGUUGAAAUGAAAAGAGGAGAUUGGGUUUGUUCAAAAUGCAAUUUCAUGAAUUUUUCAAGAAACGUUAGAUGCCGAGAUUGUGGAGAAGAUGGACCUACGGCCACUAGUCCAAGUAAUGUUGAGAUGAAGAAGGGAGAUUGGAUUUGUACCCAAUGCAACUUUAUGAACUUUGCUAGAAAUGUAAGAUGCUUGCAAUGCAAAACAGAAGGGCCUGCCAGGGUUCCAGCUGUGGAGAUUGAAAUGAAAAAGGGUGAUUGGAACUGUUCAUCGUGUGGAUUCAUGAACUUUGCCAGCAAUGUCCGAUGUAAACGUUGCCAUAUUGAACGGCCGAAGAUGGAAAUGAAACCAGGAGAUUGGGAGUGCCCAUCAUGUCGUUUCCAUAACUUUAGAGCGAAUCUUUCGUGCAAGAAAUGCAACCAAGGGCGCCCAGAAGAAUCAGAGACACCGUACCUUCAGACAUGGAAAAAACCAUCAUCACCACUGGGCAGCUGA
This is a messenger RNA of Oldenlandia corymbosa var. corymbosa, 2952 nucleotides long. The record is from the annotation of a GenBank genome assembly. NCBI's taxonomy places the organism in Eukaryota, Viridiplantae, Streptophyta, Magnoliopsida, Gentianales, Rubiaceae.